AUGGCGCUGUGGACGGUGACGGGCGGCCAAAAGACGGGCGGUCUCCAGGUGCGCCGCGGCGCCGCGCUGAGCAGCGCGCUGGAGCAAAAACGCCUGGAGUUUGGAAGCACGGUGCGGGAAAUGGCCAGAAGCAAGGGACGCCUACGCUACGAGUUAGUCAAGGGCUUGGGCCCUGCCAGCGGCUGGGUCACGCUGCAGCUGCGUGGCGUUGACUUGCUCAGACCGGUGGAGCCGGAACGGAUCCCGCGGAUCCCGAGCUGCCCAGCGCCGGCUGCGGAAGAUCUGGCAGGCAAUGGUUGCAGCUGGCCGCCGGGCGUUAUGUGGCCCAAAGCGGCCGUCGCAGAGAGUGCAGAGGCUUGGUUGAAAGGAAUGGGAAGGCGUCGUUUCACAGACCAUGGAAUCUGA
Messenger RNA from Cladocopium goreaui, 405 nucleotides. Lineage: Eukaryota; Dinophyceae; Suessiales; Symbiodiniaceae. The record is from the annotation of a GenBank genome assembly.